This is a messenger RNA of Camelus dromedarius (Arabian camel), 1032 nucleotides long. Its product is annotated as olfactory receptor 9S13. The record is from RefSeq and is a predicted model, not a curated record. The coding region runs from base 82 to 1032 and encodes 316 amino acids. Gene Ontology annotation, molecular function: olfactory receptor activity; odorant binding; G protein-coupled receptor activity. The transcript has a single exon. Gene Ontology annotation, cellular component: membrane. Lineage: Eukaryota; Metazoa; Chordata; Mammalia; Artiodactyla; Camelidae. Gene Ontology annotation, biological process: G protein-coupled receptor signaling pathway.
GGAGGACGACCUUGCGACCUUGACCUGCUCCCUCUCUCUGCCUCCCAGCUGCCCUCUGCCCCUGUCACCCAGCCCAGAGCCAUGCCGCCCCACGGAGCUGGAAACCUGUCAGCGAUGCCGUGGCAGGAGUUUGUGCUGGAGGGGUUCCAGGGUGGCCUGCAGACCCAGGCCCUGCUCUCUGCGCUGUUCCUGGCUCUGUACGUGGCGGCCGUCCUGGGCAACCUCACCAUGAUCGUGGUCAUCACCCUGGAUGCCCGUCUGCACUCCCCAAUGUACUUCUUCCUCAAGAACCUGUCCCUCCUGGACCUGUGCUACACAAGCGUCAUCUACCCCAAGGCCCUGGCCACCUUCCUGUCCUCGUCCAGGGUCAUCACCCUUGCAGGUUGUACCUCUCAGUUCUUCUUCUUCUCCCUACUAAUCACCACUGAGGGAUUCCUCCUGGCUGUGAUGGCCUAUGACCGCUUCACGGCCAUCUGCAGCCCCCUGCACUACCCCGUCACCAUGUGCCCCUCGGCCUGUGCCCGCCUGGUGCUGGGCUCCUACUGUGGAGGCUGCCUCAACUCCAUCGUGCAGACCAGCCUCACUUUCAGCCUCCCGUUCUGCGGCUCCAACCACAUCAACCAUUUCUUCUGUGAUGUGCCUCCCCUGCUCCGGCUUGCCUGCACCAACACGGCCAUCAAUGAACUCCUCUUGUUCGGCAUCUGUGGCCUCAUCAUCGUGGGCACCACACUUCUGGUCCUCAUCUCCUACGGCUACAUCACAGUGACCAUCCUGAGGAUGCGCUCAGGAGCAGGGAGACACAAGCUCUUCUCCACCUGUGGCUCCCACAUGACAGCCGUGUCCCUCUUUUAUGGGACAGUCUUUGUCAUGUAUGCCCAGCCGGGAGCUGUGGAGUCCCUGCAGCAGGGCAAGGUGGUCUCUGUGUUCUACACCCUGGUCAUCCCCAUGCUCAACCCCCUCAUCUACAGUCUGAGGAACAAGGACGUGCAGGAGGCCCUGCGGACGCUGGGCCAGAAGCUCAGAGCCACGUGA